Molecule: messenger RNA, 1506 nt
Organism: Daldinia childiae
Lineage: Eukaryota; Fungi; Ascomycota; Sordariomycetes; Xylariales; Hypoxylaceae
Product: Bifunctional solanapyrone synthase
Exons: 6
Coding region: 1-1506 (501 amino acids)
Molecular function (GO): FAD binding
Source: RefSeq, a predicted model, not a curated record
AUGAGCGAAAAAUUCCAAGCUUUUUACAAAAGCGUAGGCUUGUCGGAAGCACAAGCUGAAACCCUAAAGGAGAAGUAUGGUACGGAAACAACUGAUGCAAACUCUGUUGAGGCAGCUUGUACAGCGGCACAACUCAGUCUUGGAGCAUCGAUAGUUGAUACAUCUCCCCUGAACGAAACAGUGGUGGGCGAAAACUGGUCCAAAGCAUGUGUCGCCGAACCUUACUGCAUAGUCCAACCGAAAACAGCAGAAGAUGUAUCCAAGGUCAUCAAAACGAUUAGCUAUUACGGCGUCAAGUUUGCCGUUCGCAGCGGUGGUCAUUCUCCCAACCCUGGAUGGUCAAGCGUAGGACAAGGAGGAAUUCUUGUGGACUUGCAAAACCUGAAUCAAAUCGACCUGAGCUGCGACAAGAAAGUGGCGAGUAUCGGUCCCGGGGCUCGAUGGGGUGAGGUGAUCUCAACUCUAGACGAACAAGGAGCUAUGGUUAUAGGUGGGCGAGUUCCCAGCGUCGGUGUAGCAGGAGUUAUACUAGGUGGGGGCUACUUUCAUUUUACAGGACAGUUUGGUACUGCUGCCGAUAACGUGAAGAACUUUGAGAUUGUCCUAUCGGAUGGCACGAUCACUAAUGCCAGCUCUACUUCCAACCCGGAUCUCUUUUGGGCUUUGAAGGGUGGUGGGCCUAACUUCGGAAUCGUAACUCGAUUUGACCUAAAUACCGUACCCGUAAGAGGGAUCUGGUAUCAGGCGUCGGUAUACUCGGUCGAUCAAGCUGACGUUCUUUUGGACGCUUAUGCCAAGUGGCAGGAGAAUGAAGGCGCAACCGAUCUCAAGGCCACCGUGGGUCUUGGUAUUUCUCUUGACUCCAUCAGCAUUGGCCUAGUAUAUUCGGAACCAACAGUGGAUCAACCAAGCGCGUUUGCACCCUUUAGAGACAUAGAACCACUUAUGGUCGCUGUUCCACCAACCAACGGUUCAAUUUCUGCCUUAACGGCGAUAAUGGCUAGUACUGGAACUGGGUCAGACCGCCACGAUUACCGAGCUGCUAGUACCCGUAUCGACGCCCAACUUUACAAGGACGUAUAUGCCUUUUGGCGAGAGAAGGCUCUUGCAGUUCGCAACGCCACAGGAGCCAACCAAAGUUUCACUAUCCAGCCUGUUCCUAAGAAUGUUGCCAUACAGGGAGAACAGAAAGGGGGAAAUCCAAUGAAUAUCCCAAAAGAAAACCAUGGAUGGUGGACGACAAUUGUUGAUUGGAAUGACGAGAAGGACGAUGAUCUAGUAAGAUCGGUCUCGAUCCAAACCAGCCAGAAAUGGAAGGAAUUAGGAGACGAGCGAGGCUUAUCGCUACCAUUCACCUUCAUGAACGACGCUUCUCGAGACCAGAACCCGCUCGCGUCGUACGGUACUGAAAAUGUCAACAAGCUGAAGCAAAUUUCCCAGAAGUAUGAUGCUUCGCAAUUAUUCCAGAAGCAACAGAACGACGGGUUCUUACUUUCUAAAUUGUAA